GCUUCAGUAUUGCACAGCCAACACCACCGCAAUGCCUACACGAAAGACCCAAACGCGGAAGCACCGUGGCCACGUCUCGGCCGGUCAUGGACGAGUGGGCAAGCACCGAAAGCAUCCCGGUGGUCGUGGUAUGGCCGGUGGUCAACAUCACCACCGAACCAAUCUCGACAAGUACCAUCCGGGUUACUUCGGUAAAGUCGGUAUGCGAUACUUCCACAAGAUGAAGAACCAGUUCUGGAAGCCCGUCAUCAACCUCGACAAGCUCUGGUCCCUCGUCCCUCUCGAGCACCGCGAAAAGUACCUCGCCGGCAGCAAGUCCGACACCGCCCCCGUCCUCGACCUCCUCUCUCUCGGCUACAGCAAAGUGCUCGGCAAGGGCCGCAUCCCCGAGAUCCCCCUCAUCGUUCGCGCACGAUACUUCAGCAAAGAUGCCGAGCGCAAGAUCAAGGAAGCCGGCGGUGUGGUGCAACUCGUUGCAUGAGUGACCCGCUCGCACGACUGUCCGAAAAGUCCAUUCAUGGCGUGCGGAGGAGGCACAAGAGUGGGACGGAUUGCGAAACGCAUCCGCUAGAUACCAUACCAGAACUCCCUCAGCGUGGUGGCUGAGAGAUGCUAUGCAGCCACGAAUUAGACUAUUCAAUGCAAGCAAGCAUCUCUGAACAAACCUUCUGACAUUCUCGCGAAUGUGCGAGAAUGAGCUGUCCCUUCCAUGUGUUUGCACAAGGUAAGCGUGUUUGCCUUCGUCCUUGUGGGCAUUCGACUCGUUGCAAUGGCGUAGAAAUCUCUUUUGUGCCCUUCCGUAUUUGCGUGUUUUCUUCCCGACAAUGGCACCCAGUGAGACCUAUGACACACAUCGUUACAUUUCAGAUUGGAGAUGGUGCUAUCUAGGGUUUGUA
This is a messenger RNA of Neohortaea acidophila, 896 nucleotides long. Its product is annotated as ribosomal protein L18e/L15P. Lineage: Eukaryota; Fungi; Ascomycota; Dothideomycetes; Mycosphaerellales; Teratosphaeriaceae. Gene Ontology annotation, biological process: translation. The coding region runs from base 32 to 481 and encodes 149 amino acids. Gene Ontology annotation, molecular function: structural constituent of ribosome. The transcript has 3 exons. Gene Ontology annotation, cellular component: cytosolic large ribosomal subunit; ribosome. The record is from RefSeq and is a predicted model, not a curated record.